This is a messenger RNA of Oppiella nova, 1182 nucleotides long. Lineage: Eukaryota; Metazoa; Arthropoda; Arachnida; Sarcoptiformes; Oppiidae. The record is from the annotation of a GenBank genome assembly.
GACAUACAAGUGCCAAACGGUGGCCACAAUGGGGACACACCGGACACCUAUCGCAUAAAGUUUCGUAACUCCCAGUUCCUGGUGUUAGUCAAUAGGAUACUGGCGUUUCUCAUAGCGUUCGUAGCGCUGCAGAUAAGCAACCGGCGCGACACACGCCCGGCCAGACCUGUCGCCAAAUGCGAGCCACCGCUACACCAAUACAUCUACUGUUCCCUAUCAAACAUACUGAGCAGUUGGUGCCAAUACGAGGCGCUUAAGUUUGUCAGUUUCCCCACUCAGGUGCUGUCGAAGGCGUGCAAAAUAAUGCCAGUGAUGCUGAUGUCUCAGGUGAUCGGCGGCAAAAAGUACCGGACCGUCGAGUACUUGUUCGCCAUAUCCAUCUCCAUCGGUAUGACUAUAUUCCUGUGGAACGACCACUCGGUCAACGGGUCGAGUAGUCAUCACCACAAAUUGGGCGCCGACAGUUCGGACUCGAGUUCGGGCCACUACUACGGCGGUCUGGCCAUACUGGCCCUGUACCUCACGUUCGACUCGUUCACGUCCAACUGGCAGACGGUGCUGUUCGACAGGUACAAGAUGUCGACCCUCCACAUGAUGGCGGCCGUCAACUUCUUCUCCAUACUGCUCACCUCCACGUCGCUCGUAGAGCAGGGAGACCUGGCGCCGGCCUUCCGUAUGGUGGCCCACAACGGCGACCUACUGGCCGACUGUGUGCUCCUAUCGGUGUUCUCGGCGGCCGGUCAGCUGUUUGUGUUCUACACGAUCUCCACGUUCGGGGCGCUGGUGUUCGUCACGAUCAUGACUCUGAGACAGGCGGUCGCCAUAUUGCUGUCGUGUCUGGUCUACGGGCACGCGUUGGGCGCCUGGGGUUCGCUCGGCAUUGUCGUCGUGUUCGCCACACUCUUCGCGCAGAUCUACUGGAAGUCCCGCUCCAAGAGAUGAUAACACGCGUACGCCUUCCCGGUGUGGCCGCCAGUUCUCGCGUGAAUUGGUUUUUCUAUUUAUAUUAAAUACGAGAAACGAUUUUAUAAUUUAUUUUUAUUGUUUAUAUAUAUUAUCUAUAUAUUAGGCGUGAAUUGAACACCGAAUUUAAUCUCAUAGCUGUUAAUGACUUAUGAAUUCGUGGGUUAUUAACGCAUUUUUGUACUCGUUUUCUAGUGUUUUAUGAAUUGUUUUUUAUUG